Chlorella variabilis is the source of this 1113-nucleotide messenger RNA. RefSeq lists its product as hypothetical. The transcript has 7 exons. Gene Ontology annotation, biological process: chlorophyll catabolic process. The record is from RefSeq and is a predicted model, not a curated record. NCBI's taxonomy places the organism in Eukaryota, Viridiplantae, Chlorophyta, Trebouxiophyceae, Chlorellales, Chlorellaceae. Gene Ontology annotation, molecular function: chlorophyllase activity. The coding region runs from base 1 to 1113 and encodes 370 amino acids.
AUGGCACAGGCCGCGGCAGACUUCUCGCGGCCCGGGCCAUGCGCGCCACAGAGCUGGCAGCCAGACUUCCCUGUGCCCAGCGACCUGCAGGCAGUGCAGCUGCCGGCCAAGCUGCGCCUGAACGUCACCAUGCCCGACUGCCCGGCGACAGCAGAGCAGGCCUUCGGCCCCGCUCCCUCCCCCGUGCUCUUCUUUUUCAAUGGGUUCAUGAACCGUGCUGGCUGGUACCACCGUCUCAUGCAGCGGGCGGCAAGCUGGGGGCUGGUGACGGUGCAGUAUGACACUCCCUUCUUCCCCCUGCUCACUGUGGCGGCCGAGGUGCAGCUGUUCCCAUACCUGCUACAGUGGGUGGCUGACCAGGGCGACGACCCCGCUAGCCCGCUGUACGGCCGGGCAGACAUGGCCAGCGUGGCUGUCGGCGGGCACAGCCGCGGCGGCAAGCUGGCCACCCUGGCCUUCACAGGCAACCCGCAGCUGGUGCAGGCCGCCUACCUUGUUGACCCUGUGGACGUGACCAGGUGGUCCCCGGAGAGCGCGGACAACCCGUCAGCGGUGCGGGCGCUGGCGGCCAGCGGCCUGGCAGUGGGCAUGACUGCCGCAGGAGUCAUCUCCAGCUGCAACCCCGCAGACGCCGGCUACCAGCCCAUGUAUGCGGCGGCGGGCAACGGCAGCUGGCUGGGCAUCAUUCCAGAGGCCAGCCACAGCCAGUUCAUCGAUGCCGGCUGCGUGGGCAAUGCCGCGGCCGACCUGCUGUGCGGCAAGGGCUCCGACAGCCGGCGCCAGGUGGCAGAGCUGACUGCCACCCCCAUGCUAGCUUGGCUGUGGGACCAGCUGGUGGGGCAGCAGCAGCAGCAGGCAGAUGCCGCCAACGGCACUUCCGCAGGCUCGCCGCUCCCCUCCUUCUUUUCCUGGGUACUGCGGCAGCAGCAGGCAGGCAUGCUCGAAUUUCAGGUCAAGAGAGAGGAGGCGGAUGGGCUGUGGGCUGAUGCAGCAGGUCAGGCGCCCGACGAGACACCUGUCGACGCAGCAGAGGGGAUGGUGGAGAGCGCCGCGGAAGAGGAGGAGUGCGCUCCCGAGCCUGAACUGGCCGCGUUUGCAAGGGCGUUGGAUUGA